GCUAAACGCUGUGAUAUCACGAGAACACGGAGAACGUGGAACAGAAACAAGCCCGACAAUCAGAGAGGAGACCUACGGGGUUUCACAGACCAGGGCCAUCACAAGAGCGGGAUGGAAGAGAACCAGAGCCCGAAGCACCGCACCGACAACUCCGUUAAAAGGGAAGAAUCAAGCUCACCCCCUGCUACCACCGAUAAACAGAAACAAACAGGAAGGAUGGGACUCAAACGUCACUGCUGUCAGCACUGUGAAAAAGCCUUCACGACAUCAAGAUAUUUAAAGAUUCACCAGAGAGUUCACACCGGAGAGGAACUUCACACCUGUGAACAAUGUGGGAAAACUUUUACUAGAAACAGCACUCUAAGAAUCCACCAACGCAUUCACACUGGAGAGAAGCCGUACCGGUGUGAGCAAUGUGGAAAAGCUUUCGCAAGAGACGGUGAUCUAAAAAGCCACCGACGUAUUCACACUGGAGAGAAGCCAUACCGGUGUGAGCAAUGUGGAAAAGCUUUCGCAAGAGACGGUGAUCUAAAAAUCCACCAACGCAUUCACACUGGAGAGAAGCCGUACAGCUGUGAGCAAUGUGGGAAAGCCUUCUUUACAGGCAGUCUUCUAAAAAUCCACCAACGCAUUCACACUGGAGAGAAGCCGUACUGGUGUGACCAAUGUGGGCAAGCCUUCUUUACAGGCAGUAUUCUAAAAAUCCACCAACGCAUUCACACUGGAGAGAAGCCGUACAGCUGUGACCAAUGUGGGAAAGCCUUCGCUACAGGCAGUAUUCUAAAAAUCCACCAACGCAUUCACACUGGAGAGAAGCCGUACAGCUGUGACCAAUGUGGGAAAGCUUUCACUGCAGACAAUUCUCUAAAAAUCCACCAACGUAUUCACACUGGAGAGAAGCCGUACUGGUGUGACCAAUGUGGGAAAACUUUCACUGCAGACAAUUCUCUAAAAGUCCACCAACGCAUUCACACUGGAGAGAAGCCGUACUGGUGUGACCAAUGUGGGAAAACUUUCACUCAAGACAGUCAUCUGAAAAGGCACCAACGCAUUCACACUGGAGAGAAGCCGUACAGCUGUGACCAAUGUGGGAAAACUUUCACUCAUGAUGGUGAUCUAAAAAGCCACCGACGCAUUCACACUGGAGAGAAGCCAUACCGCUGUGACCAAUGUGGGAAAACUUUCACUAGAGGCAGUACUCUAAAAAGCCACCGACGCAUUCACACUGGAGAGAAGCCGUACUGGUGUGACCAAUGUGGGAAAGCCUUCGCUACAGGCAGUAUUCUAAAAAUCCACCAACGCAUUCACACUGGAGAGAAACCAUACAGCUGUGAGCACUGUGGGAAAGCCUUCACUGCAGACAAUACUCUAAAAAUCCACCAACGCAUUCAUACUGGAGAGAAGCCGUACUGGUGUGACCAAUGUGGGAAAGCUUUCACUACAGACAAUUCUCUAAAAAUCCACCAACGUAUUCACACUGGAGAGAAGCCGCACUGGUGUGACCAAUGUGGGAAAACUUUCACUCAAGACAGUAAUCUAAAAAGGCACCAACGCAUUCACACUGGAGAGAAGCCGUACUGGUGUGAGCAGUGUGGGAAAACUUUCACUCAUGACAGUAAUCUAAAAAGCCACCAACGCAUUCACACUGGAGAGAAGCCGUACUGGUGUGACCAAUGUGGGAAAACGUUCACCCAAAACAGUACAUUAAAAGCCCACCAACGCAUUCACACUGGAGAGAAGCCGUACUGGUGUGAGCAAUGUGGGAAAACUUUCACUGGAGACAGUGCUCUAAAAAGGCACCAACACAUUCACACUGGAGAGAAGCCGUACUGGUGUGACCAAUGUGGGAAAACGUUCACCAACGACAGUACAUUAAAAGCCCACCAACGCAUUCACACUGGAGAGAGGCCAUACUGGUGUGACCAAUGUGGGAAAACUUUCACCCAAGACAGUGCUCUAAAAAACCACCAUCAUAUUCACACUGGAGAGAAGCCGUACUGGUGUGACCAAUGUGGGAAAACGUUCACCAACAACAGUGCAUUAAAAGCCCACCAACGCAUUCACACUGGAGAGAAGCCGUACUGGUGUGAGCAAUGUGGGAAAACCUUCACUCAAGACAGUCAUCUAAAAAUCCACCAACGCAUUCACACUGGAGAGAAGCCGUACUGGUGUGAGCAAUGUGGGAAAACGUUCACCGAGGACAGUCAUCUAAAAAGGCACCAACGCAUUCACACUGGAGAGAAGCCGUACUGGUGUGACCAAUGUGGGAAAACUUUCACUCAAGACAGUAGUCUAAAAAGCCACCAACGCAUUCACACUGGAGAGAAGCCAUACUGGUGUGACCAAUGUGGGAAAACGUUCACCAACAACAGUACAUUAAAAGCCCACCAACGCAUUCACACUGGAGAGAAGCCGUACCGGUGUGACCAAUGUGGGAAAAUGUUCACCAACAACAGUACAUUAAAAGCCCACCAACGCAUUCACACUGGAGAGAAGCCGUACUGGUGUGAGCAAUGUGGGAAAACUUUCACCCGAGACAGUGCUCUAAAAAGCCACCAACGCAUUCACACUGGAGAGAAGCCGUACUGGUGUGACCAAUAUGGGAAAACGUUCACCAACAACAGAACAUUAAAAGCCCACCAACGCAUUCACACUGGAGAGAAGCCGUACCGGUGUGAGCAAUGUGGGAAAACUUUCACUCGAGACAGUAAUCUAAAAAGGCACCAACGCAUUCACACUGGAGAGAAGCCGUACUGGUGUGACCAAUGUGGGAAAACUUUCACUCAAGACAGUAUUCUAAAAAGCCACCAACGCAUUCACACUGGAGAGAAGCCAUACUGGUGUGACCAAUGUGGGAAAACGUUCACCAAAAACAGUUCAUUAAAAGCCCACCAACGCAUUCACACUGGAGAGAAGCCGUACUGGUGUGACCAAUGUGGGAAAACGUUCACCAACAACAGUACAUUAAAAGUCCACCAACGCAUUCACACUGGAGAGAAGCCGUACUGGUGUGAGCAAUGUGGGAAAACUUUCACUCGAGACAGUACUCUACAAAGCCACCAUCGUAUUCACACUGGAGAGAAGCCGUACUGGUGUGACCAAUGUGGGAAAACGUUCACUGAGGACAGUCAUCUAAAAACCCACCAACGCAUUCACACUGGAGAGAAGCCGUAGUGGUGUGAGCAAUGUGGGAAAACGUUCACUAAGGGCAGUCAUCUAAAAACCCACCAACGCAUUCACUCAGCAUCGUGUUGAACAUGUUUCGGAGGCAGGUUAGCACUGUCCCCCUGUCUCCUCUCCAUGCCUUUAAUAACAGUGUUGUUCUAUCCUGAGCUUCUCUACAAACUGAAGGCUGCCAACUGCAACUUUAGAAUCAGCAUGUAUGCCAUUAGCGGCCCAUGUGACCAAAUUUUAAGCUCAGUGAUUGGUCGUAGUUUACCUAUACCCUGAAAGAUUUGAGUUGAGAUUCCUUGAGUUUCAUGUUGAUCCAAGUCAUAGAAGUGUGAGUCACAUAACAUUGUCAGUGGGGAAAAUGAACAGCAUUUCUACGCCUGAAAUAACUCCUCACACCUCACAACUCUAUACCGCUCUGUGCAAAAAAAUGUGGCCCAGCAAAUAUGUAUAGUGGUUAAAGGUGUGUAUAGUAAAACUUAGAGAAACCACGAAAUUAGUUUAAAGGAGUUUAAGGUGGAUUUAGGAUUCGUUUUUGGUGGUUUUACAGACGAUUGAGGAACAGUUUAGUUUAAUGGUAAUUAGAUUUUGAGGAGUAACAGUAUGUUUGGGGACAGACCGAGACAAGGUGACACUAAAAUAUGGGAUGUUAAUAAAGUUAGGUUAAAGAGGGAAUUUGAGGUAACACAUGUCUUAUAAUGUAACCUUUCUUAUAAUGUUUAUGAUUCAUAAUUAUAUAUACAAAAAUAAAUCAUUUUUGCCUUUUUUCUCUCUACAUGUAAUCUGGAAGUUUUCAGCUUCUCAGUGUCUUCUCCUUUUUUUUUUCACUGUUAGAAAAAAGUUGAAAAGAUAAACUUAAUUUUUGGUCAACUGUCCAUACUCAUUUGGGGGUCAAAGAGGCAUCUCUUGUGAUCAAAAUGGUUGAAAUCCUAGUCUUGUUGGCACUCAGAUUACUCAGCUGAUGUUAAUAAUUUAACACGUAAAACGUUGUCCAAAGAAUAGGUUCAAGUUCUUCUAAGUUCAGGUUCUUUGUAGUUUGGGUGUAAAUGCAUUACAGUUGCCAUGAGAUCAGGUUAUCUCUGUAUUUAUUAUAUAACAUGUUAAAAAAAAUAAAAAUAAAAAAUUGAGAAUAAAAAACAAGAAUAAACCAU
Thunnus maccoyii (southern bluefin tuna) is the source of this 4322-nucleotide messenger RNA. RefSeq names its product zinc finger protein 729-like. Lineage: Eukaryota; Metazoa; Chordata; Actinopteri; Scombriformes; Scombridae. The transcript is spliced from 4 exons. The record is from RefSeq and is a predicted model, not a curated record. Gene Ontology annotation, biological process: regulation of DNA-templated transcription. Gene Ontology annotation, molecular function: DNA-binding transcription factor activity, RNA polymerase II-specific; RNA polymerase II cis-regulatory region sequence-specific DNA binding.